CAAAACCCGAUACCUACAAAAACCUUUCAACAUUUUGAAAAGAAUUUGAAAGUGUUGGAGGAGAGUUUAAAUAAAAGCUCUCAAAUCAAGGAUCAGAUUGUAUCUAUUCUAGAUCGAUUUGAAAAUCGAUUUUCAAAAUUGGAGCAGGAAAUGACGAGCAUGAAUGAUAGAAUUGAUGUUUUAAAGAUGGCUCAUGAUAAUAUUGAUUCUACAAUUAAAAGUGUGGAUCUUACUCUGGAAAAGUAUAAUAGACCACAAAUGUUCGAAAAGAGGAUUGAAAAAGGAAUUGCUAAUGAUUUGGAAGGCUUUCUCGGAGUUGUCAAACAAAAUGAUGAAACUAUUACCUUCUUCUCAAAACAUAGUAAUUAUAAAGGUGCUGAUAAAUUAAAAGACAAAUGUCUUUCGUUGAGACAAAAAUCAGUUCAAAUAUUGGAAGCCGAAUUUUCUAACAUUCUUCAAACUGUUAGUGCCAAAGCACCAGCUAAUGACCCUUUCAGAUAUAGAAAGGAAGAUUUGGAAAGGGAUGAUUUUGAUUUAACUUAUGAUUUAAUUCCUUCGGAGAAGAUUGAUCAAUUAUCUACAAUUGCUCAAAAAUUGGAAUUUUACAGUAAAAUUGAUUAUAGAAGAACAUACAUUCAAUACAGAUCCAAGUGCAUUACAACAGCUCUUAAUGUACUUAUACCAGAAAAGAAGGAUAAAGCAUUGCAAGUUCCAACAAAUUUGAAUGCUAUCAAACAAUUGAAAAAGAAGGAUGAUGAUAUGAUUCUUAGUCAGAAAUACUACAAGAAGGGUUCUCAUCCAUUCAUAUUUUACAUGAACUUUUACUUGAAACUGUUGGAAUCUGAAAGAAAGAUUGCACUGAAAGUUGUCAGUGUUGACUACCAAAAGAAUCAAAUUUAUGGUGACGUUGUUUCUCCAAGUUUAAAGAUAUUCAAAGAACAAGCAGAAGAUUUGGCAGAUAAGAAUAGAACUAGUGAAAAGGUGUUUGUCAUGCUAGAUAUUUUGGAAAACUUUGAGAAUAAGCUUUUGAAAAAUUUCGAAGAAGUUUUGGCUCACACUCAACAUUUGCAAGCAUUCAAGACCUUAUCUGAAACAUUCAAGAAUAAUAUUAAUGAUUUACUGACAGAUUUUCAUAAGAAUAUUCAUACCAAUCAAAUCAAAGCAUUUGAGGAUGGUGUUGUCCAUCAAGCUACAAGUAAUGCAUUCUCCUUCAUGAAGAGACUACUUGAAUACCCAUCCAUUGAGAAUAUCCUCAAACAGAAGAGAUUCGACACUGAUAGAAUGUUUGGUUAUAGUGACAUUAAGACCUACUUUGCCAAAUAUUUAUUACAAUUGAUAGAGGCUGUUGAGCAUAAUAUUGAUGAAAAGAAAAAGCAAUACAGCACAAAACAAAAGAGUCUUGCUUCUCUUUUCGUGCUGAACAAUCACUAUUAUAUUUUCAAGAAUUUACAAGAUGCCAAAAUCAAGAAGCAUGUUCCUGAAGCCAAACAAAGAGAAUACAAGAAGUUAAAGGAAGAUGAUACCAACUCAUACAUAAGAGCUACCUGGGAUGAUGUUCUUUCACAUUUCAGAGACCAAGAAAAGUUAAAACCUGAUAAGAAUGGAAAGUAUCCAAAGAAAGAGAUUAAGAAGAGAUUUUCCAAAUUCAACGAACUAUUCCAAGCUAUUUACAUGAUUCAGAGAACAUACUGCAUCAGGGAUAUAGAACUAAAGGAAGAGCUCAGAGACAAAACUCGUGAAGAAGUUAUACCUGUAUAUACACAAUUUGUUGAAAAGUACAAAAAUACCGAAUUCAGUAAGAAUGUUACAAAGUACGUUUCAUAUGAUUCCAAAACUCUUGGUUCAAUGAUAGAUCAAUUCUUUGAUGAAGAACGAAACUUGGAUGAAGAAGAAGAAAUGACAAAUUUCGACGAUUAAGCUGUAUAGAACAAUGUAAAUAAUAAUUCUGGUGUCCACUGGAUGAAAGAGUAUUUAUUAAAUUAAUUCCUCUAGACAUU
This is a messenger RNA of Naegleria gruberi, 1997 nucleotides long. Its product is annotated as exocyst complex component 7. Bases 151 to 1917 code for a protein of 588 amino acids. The transcript has a single exon. NCBI's taxonomy places the organism in Eukaryota, Heterolobosea, Eutetramitea, Acrasida, Naegleriidae. Gene Ontology annotation, biological process: exocytosis. The record is from RefSeq and is a predicted model, not a curated record. Gene Ontology annotation, molecular function: phosphatidylinositol-4,5-bisphosphate binding. Gene Ontology annotation, cellular component: exocyst.